Messenger RNA from Melanotaenia boesemani (Boeseman's rainbowfish), 1527 nucleotides. RefSeq names its product pancreas associated transcription factor 1a (gene ptf1a). Gene Ontology annotation, biological process: regulation of transcription by RNA polymerase II; developmental process. NCBI's taxonomy places the organism in Eukaryota, Metazoa, Chordata, Actinopteri, Atheriniformes, Melanotaeniidae. The coding region runs from base 601 to 1413 and encodes 270 amino acids. Gene Ontology annotation, molecular function: DNA-binding transcription factor activity, RNA polymerase II-specific; protein dimerization activity; RNA polymerase II transcription regulatory region sequence-specific DNA binding. The record is from RefSeq and is a predicted model, not a curated record. The transcript is spliced from 2 exons.
CUUUAUUAACAGAGACAUAAAUCAGCCGCUCUGACAAUAUAAAUCUUUAAUAAUGUCCUUACAUUUUAUGCCUGUAGUGUUUGUAAAUGUUGGUGAUUCUGUUGUAUAAUUGUUAAAUGUCUUACAUUAGUUUGUACUCUGCAUUUUGUCUGUGCUGCGGCUUCUUCUUGAACAGCCAGGACAUCCUUGUUAAAGAUAUUUUUAAUCUCAAUGGAUCAUUUCCUGGUUAAAUAAAGAUUUUAUAUAAAUAAGCUGUGUGCUGAUUUAGUGAUUUUCUUUUUUAAAAUCUCCUCUAACCCGGUUCUGGUCUUUUGACCCGGUUCUAGUGCUGACCCACCCCAGGUCCCCUCCGCUGUCACCUCAGAGUUGAGACGUCUUGACGCUCGGGGGCAGGUGGGCGUGGCUUUCGGUGUUUUUCUGGGGAUUAUCUCGAGGUGCGCCUCGCGGACCAAGCUCUGAUUGGUUGGCCCACAUAGCAAACGGCACGCGACUAUGGAUGUCGUUAUAAAAGAGCCUCGCGUGCCUGUUCCUCAAAUAAAGUUUGGAGCGUGAGCAUCAGGCUCAGAACCAGCUGAAAGAAGAAAAGGAGCGGAACCAAACAUGGACUCUGUACUGGACCCUCUCUCCGGACUCGACUCUCUCUCCUCUCCGCCUUAUUUUGAUGAUGACGAGUUCUUCACGGACCAGUCCUCCAGGGACGGACACCUGGACACCGAUGACUUUCUGGAUGAGGACGUGGACUUCCUAGCCUCCCAUCUCCAGGACUACUACAGUCCUGUCAGAGCGGCGCUGCGCGACGGAGACUACGACAUGGGUAACCUGUCCUUCUCCUCCUCAUCAUCCACCUUCUCGUACGGCUGCGCAGACAGCACCCCCGAGCUGUCCCCUCAGCUGGAGUCCCGCGGAGGUCCGUUGCUGAGGCGGAGGCGGCGGAUGCGGUCUGAGAUGGAGAUGCAGCAGCUGCGGCAGGCCGCGAACGUCCGCGAGCGGCGGAGGAUGCAGUCCAUCAACGACGCGUUCGAGGGGCUCCGCUCCCACAUCCCGACCCUUCCCUACGAAAAGAGGCUCUCCAAGGUAGACACUCUGCGGCUAGCUAUCGGAUACAUAAACUUCCUUGCCGAGCUCGUGCAAUCAGACCUGCCCAUCAGAAACUCCAACAGCGAGGCGCACGCGCAGCCUAAGAAGGUCAUCAUCUGCCACAGAGGAACCAGGUCUCCCUCCCCCAGCGACCCAGACUACGGCCUCCCCCCGCUGGCCGGACACUCCCUGUCCUGGUCCGAUGAGAAGCAGCUUCGGGAGCAGAACAUCAUCCGCACCGCCAAAGUCUGGACCCCCGAAGACCCCCUAAAACUGCACAGCAAAACGGGCCUCACGGACAUUGAGAACGAGCCUCCGUUUGGCCUGGUGGCCUGAAGCACGAGGCUCCGGUUCCGGUUUAAAAUGUGACGUCAUUAUAUUAAUGUGAAGCACUGAAAGUUCAUGUAAAUACUUUUAUCAUGUUGAUAAUUAUAUUUUUAUAAUUCAAGC